AACAAUAAUGGCGUCGGAUUUGUCUCUGGAACCUGCAGAAAAGAAAGCCAGAUUGAAUAAUAUAAGUGAGGGAUUACUUGAAAAUAUGAAAGAAGGAGUAACAUUUCCUCGACCUGUUCUGGCAAAUGAGUACACGCGCGAUUUUCAAACAGUGCAAGUUUACGCAGCUGAUGUAACGGACAAAACACAAACAUCGCAACUGAUAAGAGAUUUAAAUGAAAUAUUGCCAUUGAAGGAAUUAGGACAUUUAAGACGAGUGCGAUGCCACAAAGUCAACGACGAAUCACUUCUACAAAUAAUCUUAUUUGUAAGGAAUGAGGUAACAGCAGACAAUUCAUUUACUCAACUUAUACAACAAAACAAGACAGCAGCAAAUUUUCUUGGGGAGCCCUUUGUGGCUAAUGUGGCAAAACAUCCACCUUUGACUAGAGAGCAGUUUAACCAAGCAUCUCUCCUUUGGCCUGUCAAUUUUCAUGAAGACAAAUAUGUUUCAAGAGCAUUAAAAGGGGAAUUAUUUAACAAAGAUGAAGUGGCAUUGAUUGAAAAGUUCAUGAGAAUGGCAAUAGUGGAAACACAGAAUAUGACAUCCAGAAAGUUUCCUAUUGGAGCUGUGAUUGUUGAUCCACAGAAGAACCAGCCUAUAGCUGUGUGUCAUGACUUAAGAUGUGCAGGACACCCACUCCAACAUGCUGUCAUGGUUUGCCUGGAUCUAGUGGCACACAGUCAGUCAUCAGGUGCUUGGAAACUUGACUGCCAAGAGGUAAAUGAAACAUGGAAAUUGAAAGAAAAAGGAUCACAAUUACAGCAAAGAACUUGCUGCUUUUGUUCUAAAAAUGAUUCUAAAGACUGCAGCCCAAUGGAAAAAGGUUCAGUGGGUGAGAGAUUUAUUCAUUAUGGUGAGCUGUGCAACUCGCUGAAAAAUGCUGACAACAAAUGCAAGUCAUUGCCUUAUCUAUGUACUGGAUAUGAUCUUUAUGUUACAAGGGAACCUUGUGCUAUGUGUGCAAUGGCAUUGGUGCACUCAAGAAUCAGACGGGUUUUCUAUGGUUGUAGUGACAAUAAAACUGGUGCUCUAGGCAGCAGAUAUAAGAUUCACACUCAAACUGGACUUAACCAUCAUUAUGAGGUGUUCUGUGGAGUGCUGGAGGAUGAGUGUAGAGCUUUAUUUGAGAGAACUCCUUCUUAGCAAAUCAGUCGCAUGCAAGUGACAGAAGCUGUGACACCCCAGGACUCCUUAGAGUCAUGUCCCAUGCUUUGCUGAGUUUUAACUUAGUUGAGUUUUAUUGAGUUUUAAUGGUUAAAAGUUUUUGUUAAUUGAGAAGAUGAAAGUUACCACUUAAGUGAUUUUGUCUGCUACUGGAACAAAAACUUGGUCUUAAGAUAAAAAAUUUA
Messenger RNA from Pocillopora verrucosa, 1392 nucleotides. Its product is annotated as probable inactive tRNA-specific adenosine deaminase-like protein 3. Gene Ontology annotation, biological process: tRNA wobble adenosine to inosine editing. The record is from RefSeq and is a predicted model, not a curated record. Gene Ontology annotation, cellular component: cytoplasm; nucleus. Gene Ontology annotation, molecular function: tRNA-specific adenosine-34 deaminase activity. Lineage: Eukaryota; Metazoa; Cnidaria; Anthozoa; Scleractinia; Pocilloporidae.